Prorocentrum cordatum is the source of this 303-nucleotide messenger RNA. Lineage: Eukaryota; Dinophyceae; Prorocentrales; Prorocentraceae. The record is from the annotation of a GenBank genome assembly.
AUGUUCGUCCAAGUGUUUCAAUCAGACAUUUCUUACAUCGCAGUUUAUGUUGUUUCAGCAUGUGUGACAUUUCCUUUGGCAGGUAUUGUGAAGCCCCAUCUUGAAUUUCCAGAGUGGACAUUGCCAAUACUUAUGUAUCAAGAUCUUGGGACGGCGCCCGGUCUCAAGGACGCCCUCGCUUGUUGCGGACAUCGUAUUUGCAUUCGCCUUUUGUGUGAUUGGUCGCCUGCAGUUCUGAUCCGCUUCAACAUCUACUUUACGACGCUGCGGAGUGGAAGUCGGCAUUUUCAAAAUGUAUGGUGA